Hippocampus zosterae (dwarf seahorse) is the source of this 1921-nucleotide messenger RNA. RefSeq lists its product as uncharacterized. Lineage: Eukaryota; Metazoa; Chordata; Actinopteri; Syngnathiformes; Syngnathidae. The transcript is spliced from 5 exons. Bases 309 to 1670 code for a protein of 453 amino acids. The record is from RefSeq and is a predicted model, not a curated record.
ACACAAAUACGGAAGUUAAAUUGUUGGGCUGAGGCCGCUUCCGGUUUACUACAUUUGUACUGUUUUUAAAUUGGGUAGAUUGACACACACUGAGAAGCGCUUUUUUAAGAUAAUGACUGCUUUUAGUACAUUCUGAACGCAGUCAUCGAGUUGGGGGCGGGUGCGUCUUCUCGGGCCGUUGGCGUGACCGCUGAGUAGGUUUCACUGCGGUGGGUUUGACGUGUUAGCCCGCAGCUCACGAUAGUUAAGUGAUGGCUGCUGGAAUAGUUUCCUUGCAAACUCUCUGACAAGUUCCAAGUCGGUUUACGAUGACGAGCGAAGAGGCCAAGAGCAUCGCGGCGGUCAACGAAGACGACGCCUCCGCUCCUCCGUCCGAUUCCAACGAACACGAUUAUGCGGAGACUGACUUCGCCGACACCUCCACCGCCGCUGAACUCCCAGCGUGCGCCGGGGAUGAGGAGGUGGACUGUCUCCCCAAAGUGACCGUACAUCGUGGCCGUCGGCGGGCCAAGGCCCAGGAGGACAAGAUGUGCUGCUGCUGCAAGGGUCAGUUUGAGCGGCAGGGCCGUGGCUUCAACCGGAGGGCUGUGUUCACCUUCACCACACCAGAGGCCGCCCAGUGGGUCUUCCCCGACGCCUGCGGCAUCGGCAAAAAGUCGUUUGUGUGCGAAACGUGCGCGCAGGUCAUCAGGACAAAAUGCUGGCGCAAGAACAACGGGAAGAGGGUCUUGUGGCUCAAACCUGCUGCGGUCAAACAAGUGAGCAGCCGCCACAGGAAGAAGGGCCAGCGCAUGGGCAAGAAGAGCCGCGCGGCCCUGCUUGUGAGCAAGUCGUGCUACCGCUCGGCCUUCCGGACGCUCUGGUCGGCAAAGGGCGCGCGCAAGCCCAUGAUGGACUUCCUGAGCCGCGAGCUGCGCGAGGAGAUGAAAACACUAUCGCGCCACGCCGACAGUCCCUUCCACCAGAAGGUGUCCAGCAAGAAGCUGCUCUCCUUUUUCCCGUGGGCGCGCUGCCUCAGCUGGGUGCAGGAGCAUGCGCCGCUCGUCACCACGUGCCUGCGCUCGCUCUUCCCCACUGUCAACGCGCUCGUCAAGAGCAGGCACCAGCUGUCGGCGUCGGAGGCGGAGCUUCAGGUGAUGCGCCGCAGCGUCCUGACGCUGGCGGUGCCGCUGUUCACCAGGAACAUCUGGACCAACAACUUCCUGCAGGCAGCGCUGGGGGCCAAGCUGCGUCUUCAGGGCUGCUCCGGACCCGCUCUGGACACCCUUAACAGCCUGGGCCUGUGCCAGAACAAGGACACGGUGCGCCUGCGCUUACACCGGUUACGUGGCACCGCCAGCGGCGGCCACAACAACAAGGCGAACGGAGGAGAAAGUCAAGAGCACAUGAUCGACAUGGAGGAAGACGACGUCGAGGAUGACGAGGAAGAUGAGGAGGAGGAGGAGGAAGAAGAUGAAGAAGAGGAUGACGAAGAGGAGGAAGCGCGGGUGCGAGAGGAGCUGGAGGAGAGGAGGAGGAGGAGGAGGAAGAAGAGGAAGCGGGAGCGUGAGGAAGAGGAGGAUGAGGAAGAGGAGGAAGAGGCGGAGAGGAAGAGGAAGGUGGUGGUGGUGCGUCUGGGCCUGCUCAAGGGACACUCAGAGGUGGGACGGGCCGACCUGUCGGCCCCCUGAGCAUUCUGGAUAAAAAGAAAAAAAAAAAGAUCCCAGGAAAGCACACAACCAGAACGAGCAUUUCAAUGUCUCACGUGCAUUUUGACACAUUUCAAAAGCGUCGCUUUCAACCUGUAAAAGUCAAAAUUGAGAUCAGGAACGUUGUCUUUCUUCUUAAGAUUCAAAGAAACAAAAACGUACGAUUUCAGGACACACACAAACUCAAACUGUAACCUUGUAAAUAGCAACAAUAAAAUCAUGUUUCAACAGUU